UUAGGCUAGGUUGUUCUACAUAGAAACAGGAGUCCGGCCAUGGCGGUUCAUCGCGGGAGGAAGAAGCGCUUGAAGAACAAUGCUGCGGCCCCCGCCGCCCGCAAUCCGCCCAGGUCUGAUGCUUCUCACCACAGCGACUCCAGCGAUGUCGAGAUCAUCUCCGUCACCGCAUUUCACAACACUGGUAGCGGCUGCAAGCGGCCCCGGCCCCGCCGGGCGGCCAUCAAGAACCUGGAAGAGAAAGAAGACGAAGAGGAAGCGAUCGAGGCAGAAAAUGUGAUCGAGGUUAAGCCGGAGCCCCGUCUGGCGGAUUCCGAGGCGACGGCGAUCAUGAGGACGCGAGAAGGGGGCGAGGGCAAGAAAGAAAAGCCGCAGAGGAGACUCCUGGAUUUCGUGGUCCACGACGGGCAGGGCGCGGAGCAGCCGAUCGAGAUCCUCGAGACGGUGCCGCUCUUCGUGACGGCGACCAUUCUUCCAGUGACGGGGCUCUUGGAGAAGCAGCGGGGGUUUCGAUGCGAAAGCUUCGGGCCUUUGGAGUCUUGGUGCAUCUCCGGAUACGAGGAUGGUGUGCUCGUCGUGUGGAUUUGCACCGAGGCUGGCGACUACAUUUGCUGCAAGCCGGCCGCCAGCUACAAGACUUGGUACAGCGCUCUUGCGGACAAGUCGUCCCUGUGUAUAGCGGUCUUUAAGGCUCUUUCCAAGCCGGAUGGUGGUGAUCCAGAGCUUCCACUCGAGAGCCUUGUGGCACAGGUAGCGCGACGGUCCAAGAAGACGGCUUUGUCGCAGCCUUUUAGUCGGGAGUAUCUCAUCUCGAUCGGAGGCUUUGUGUCCAGCCAGCUUAAGGCAAUGGACGUAAGUGCUUCGGAUGGCGACCAGGUUUUUACGGGCUUGCCAGCGCUGGUGGCACUAGAGAAGGAGUCGGCUUCUUGUCGCAUGGAGGACGUUAGUUUGGCGAGUCAUGGGAGGAAGAAUGGAACUUUGACGAUCAACGAGCCCGAUGGUUCCAAUCCGUCGUCCGAGCACUCAAGCGGCUUGACGGAUCAGUAUGCUGGCGAUGCGCAGUAUGCGCAGCUUCUCCAGGAACGGGAGGAGCGAGCCAUGAGAAUGAGGAGCGGCGGAGCUAAGGCGAAGAGUUACAUCAAGAUCAACGAGGACGAGCUUGCGGUGGAUUAUCCACUUCCGGAGUUCUACAAGCCUGAAGAGGAGGAGACGGACGAGUACCUUGUCAUGAGCGGUGAUGAUGGGGAGCUGGAGCACCGCAUGCUCUAUGACUGGGCCCUGUACAACUCGGACAUGCGGUUUGUGUCCUUGGAACUUCUUCCCAUGGUUAGCGGUGCAGAGACGGACGUCGAAGUCUUCGGCUCGGGCCUUGUAACGGAGGACAACUUUGAGUAUUGUAUGGACAAUGAGCCCGAUGAUGCGGCUUCUACCACGCAUAACGAGAACCUUCUGCGAGUUUAUUUGAGUUCAAUUAAGGAAUGGAAGAUAGAGUUCGGUGCCAAGAUAUUGAGUAUCUCUAUCAGGACGGCUGGUGCUUGGUACAGGCUGGGACCUCCAUCUGCUCAGUAUGCAGCAUGGUAUAGUCCAGUUUUGAAGACGGCGAGACUGGCUAGGCACAUCAUUACAAUGCUGAAGGUUGUAAGUCGCGUUUCUCGUCUUUCUUUUCCAGACGUCGUCAAGCGGCUUACUGACCAAACUCAAGAUAGUGACACUUUUGUUGGCUCGAAAGUAGCAGAUGUGGAGAGGUUUGUUGUGGUGCACGGACAGAUCCUCCUGCAACAGUUUUCAGAAUUCCCUGACGACACCAUCAGGAAGAGUUCUUUUGUGACUGGGCUUUUGAAAAUGAUGGAGGAAAGGCACCAUACCAAGCUCAAGGUCUCCAAGAAAAAGCUUCUUCGGGGCAGAAAUCUUAAUCCCAGGGGAAGCCUACAGCCAGAUGCUUCCAAAACAAAGCCCAUGCGUGCAACGACGACGCAGCUUGUUAAUCGCAUCUGGAGCGAUUAUUGUUCCACAUACAAUGAAGAUGGUACCUGCGAACCUGAAGCUGAAAAUGUUAGGCGCCAGCAAGAUCAGAAGGCUGAUGCAAAGGCUAUUCGUGGUCAUCUGAUUAAGCCUGGCGAAGCCGUUGGUUACGAAGUCGAAGGUGCUGAGGACGCAUUUUUGCUCGUGGAGUACCUGUACAAGGCCAAUGGGCGUAGCAUGGUUCACGGCAGGGUACUGGUGAAAGGAGAAAGCACAGUUUUAGGCGACGCAGCUUCCAAGCGGGAAUUGUUUCUCACCGGUAGUUGUGACAACGUAGAGGUCAGGGAUGCGAAAGAGAUCGUGAAGGUGGAACUUAGACGACGUCCGUGGGGUCACAUGCACAGGAAGGAUAAUGCUACGGCCGACGAGGAAGAACGGGAACGAGCUCGCGACAGGGAAAUUAAAGGUCUUCCGACAGAGUACUUUUUUCAAGCUCUCUAUGUUCCUGAGAAGGGCGGCUUCUUUCGCAUUCCGCAUGAUAAGCUGGCUUUGGGAACCGGAGUGUGUGAAGGCUGUAAAUCAAGGGAAGAGGCAAAGACAAAGGAUAGCUUGUCACUGUUUGCGAAUCUUCAAGGCUUCCGGUUCCAGGGCGUGGAAUACCACAUCAACGACUUCGUAUACGUCGAUAUAACUCAAAUAAUGACUCAAUCACAAGACGAAAUUCAGAAGUUCAAAGGUGGUAGAAACAAGGGUCUUCGAGCUUUUACGAUCUGCCAGCUCAUGGAUGUCAUACCAUCGUCAAAAACAGGUGCGGAGCAAUUGACAGUUCGGAAGUUCUACAGGCCCGAAGACGUCGACUUGGGAAAGGCUUACAAAGCCGAUGUUCACGAGGUCUAUUUCUGUGAACGGACAACCACGAUAUCUCUUGCUGCUGUGAGGGGAAAAUGUACCGUUGUGAAGCGGCAGGAGUUUACUGUAGCUUCAGAAACCAAAGCGCUAAUGGACCUGUUUUUCUGUAGCUGCGUCUAUGACCCACUGAAAGGAACUGUAAAACAGUUACCAGCUAAUGUUAAACUCGGAAAACCACCAGUGGCGUCGAGUUUGGCAUCAGCAAAAGGAAAGGGUAAACUGGUUGAAGAUGAUCGACAACCCAAAGAAACUUCUGCAAACGACGAAAAGCUAUCGAUGCUUGACAUUUUUGCAGGCUGUGGCGGUCUGUCUGAGGGAAUUCACCAAUCAGGCAUCGCGUCAACAAAGUGGGCAAUAGAAUAUGACCACGCAGCUGCAGAAGCAUUUAAAAUGAAUCAUCCUACCGCCACUGUGUUUUUUGACAACUGCAACGUCGUGCUAAGAUCUAUUAUGGAAAUAGGUGGAGACCUUGAUGAUUGCUGUUCAACGCCGGAGGCUGCUGAAAUGGCAUCUAAGCUCAGCGAGAACCAGAAAAGUAGUUUACCCAGGCCGGGUGAGGUUGAUUUUAUUAGCGGUGGUCCUCCCUGCCAGGGAUUUUCUGGUAUGAACAGGUUUAACAAGAGAAACUGGAGCAAAAUCCAAUGUGAGAUGGUCCUGGGGUUUCUCUCGUAUGCCGAUUAUUUCCGACCGCGUUACUUCCUUUUGGAGAACGUUCGCAAUUUUGUGUCCUUCAACAAAGGACAGACUUUUCGUCUCACUUUAGCUUCGUUGUUAGAAAUGGGAUACCAGGUUCGUUUUGGUAUUCUUCAAGCUGGACACUAUGGUAUCUCUCAGUCUAGAACGCGUGCGAUCAUUUGGGCUGCAGCACCAGAUGAAGUGCUACCAGAUUGGCCAGAACCUGUACAUGUGUUCGCGAGCGCGCAACUGAAAAUACCGCUGUCUGGUAACUCGGUCUAUGCAGCUGCUGACGAUACCCGCGGCGGUGCUCCAUUGCGGUCUAUUACCGUCCGAGAUACGAUAGGAGACCUUCCUCCCGUGGCGAAUGGGACAGAAAAACCUGAAACUCCUUAUGGCAAUGAACCACAGUCGUGGUUCCAGAAGAACAUUAGAGGCGGCGCAACUGUUCUCCGAGAUCACAUUUGCAAAGAGAUGAACGAGCUGAACUUUAUUCGCUGUCAGCGAAUUCCAAAGCGCCCUGGAGCAGACUGGCGCGAUCUUCCAGAUGAGAAGGUCAAGCUAUCCACUGGCCAGACAGUGGACUUAAUCCCGUGGUGCCUUCCAAACACCGCUGAGCGACACAACCAAUGGAAGGGACUGUUUGGCAGACUGGACUGGGACGGGAACUUUCCAACUUCGAUCACGGACCCUCAGCCCAUGGGAAAGGUCGGCAUGUGUUUCCACCCGGAGCAAGAUCGCAUAGUCACUGUGCGUGAGUGCGCUCGGUCACAGGGAUUCCCAGACAGCUACAAGUUCUUUGGCACCAUGCAAAACAAGCACCGCCAAAUCGGUAACGCUGUGCCGCCUCCCUUGGCCAAGGCUCUGGGUGUGAAGCUCAAAGAAGCUAUUCGACAAGCAAGCUCGUAGACAAGAAGCAUAAUUUUUUCUCGGGAUUUAGCUAUACAUGGAGGAUGUGGCUCCACCUUUUGAGCUCGUGGUGUAACCAGCUCUUAUAACAUGAAUAGAGCAAACUCUCAGUGGA
Molecule: messenger RNA, 4570 nt
Organism: Selaginella moellendorffii
Lineage: Eukaryota; Viridiplantae; Streptophyta; Lycopodiopsida; Selaginellales; Selaginellaceae
Product: DNA (cytosine-5)-methyltransferase 1B
Exons: 12
Coding region: 40-4455 (1471 amino acids)
Cellular component (GO): nucleus
Molecular function (GO): DNA (cytosine-5-)-methyltransferase activity; chromatin binding
Source: RefSeq, a predicted model, not a curated record